This is a messenger RNA of Doryrhamphus excisus (bluestripe pipefish), 2338 nucleotides long. It is a transcript of the gene arhgap25, whose product is annotated as Rho GTPase activating protein 25. The record is from RefSeq and is a predicted model, not a curated record. NCBI's taxonomy places the organism in Eukaryota, Metazoa, Chordata, Actinopteri, Syngnathiformes, Syngnathidae. Gene Ontology annotation, biological process: negative regulation of small GTPase mediated signal transduction; activation of GTPase activity; actin filament organization. Gene Ontology annotation, cellular component: phagocytic cup. Gene Ontology annotation, molecular function: GTPase activator activity.
UUCAAUAAACAUUUGACAUUUUUAAAAGUCCUGAGCCUUUUCAGUGAGUCCCCUUUAAGACAUUGAUUCAAAACAAGUUAGAACAUGGAUGCAAAUGCAACAUGAGGAAACACGAGUGUGUUUUGAAAGUGUGACAAAAAACCCAAACAUGAACACACAGGAAGCAGGAAGUGUGAUUUGCGAUAACUUUUCUCUGUGUGUGUGUGUGUGAGUUUGUGUGUGUGUGUUUGUGUAAUUAAACACUGACCUAUGCUAAAAAUUGAGCAUAAUGUCUUUGAAACUACCUCGCCACUGGGAUUUUAGCACUUUUAAAACCGAGACAGCACGGAUAGCUCGGUGCAAGAGCAUACUACCCGGUGAGGGAAUCCCAAGUGUGGGUUCACGGCUCUCCACCAGGUCCAUGGAGAAGCCUCUAAAAGCCGGCUGGCUCAAGAAACAGCAAAGGUCUCUAGUGAAGAACUGGCAGCAGCGCUACUUUGUGCUGAGGGGCAGCACUCUAACCUACCACAAGGAUGACAGAGAGACGACCAUCUUGGGACUCAUCCCGCUGCAGUUCAGUAAGAUCAAUGAACUCACCCCAAACUCGGAUGAAAACGGGAAAUAUAUCUUCGAAAUCAUACCAGGUACAAAUGGGGACAAAGAACGCUGCCCUUAUGUGUUCAUGGCCAGCUCCCAGACUGAUAUGGAGGAGUGGGUCCGCACGCUGCGCAGGGUCAUCGGUGUUCCGAGUGGAGUCUUUGGAAAAAGUCUGAAGGACACCGUGGCGUAUGAGCAACGUUUUGGGCCCCACAUGGUGCCAAUCCUUGUCCAGAAGUGCGCGGAAUACAUCAGAGAACACGGUCUAAACGAGGAAGGCAUCUUCCGACUUCCUGGACAAGACAACUCAGUCAAAGAAUUCAGAGACGCCUUCGAUGCAGGAGAGAGGCCGUCUUUCCCCAGUGGCACAGAUGUGCACACAGUGGCGUCACUUUUUAAACUUUACUUACGGGACCUGCCGGAACCUGUGAUACCAUGGACUCAGUACCAGAAUUUCCUGGACUGCACCAACCUGCUGGAUUCCAACAAAGACGAAGGCCAAGAGAUGUUGGAGAAACAGAUCUCCCUCCUCCCGCCAGUCAACUACAAUCUUCUAAGCUACAUCUGUCGGUUCUUGUUUGAGGUGCAGCUGAACUCGAAAGUCAACAAGAUGAGUGUGGAAAACCUGGCCACGGUGAUGGGAAUCAACCUGCUCAAACCCCAGAUACAAGACCCCUUCUCAGUGAUGAACGCAACGCCUCACAUCCAGAAGUUGAUGACGGAGAUGAUCAGACGGCAUGUGACAUUGUUCCCUCUCAGCAAAGAUGUUCCUCCUUCAUCUCCCUCCAACAAGACCGGGAACCAGAAGAACUCUCCUCGCAACUUUGUUGGCUGGGAGUCCACUGAGAUGGAUGAGGCGGAGUGCCACCACAGUCCAGGUCCCAGGAGAGGAAACUUCAGAGAUGUCCUUCAAGAUCCUCCUCUUUCAUUUUCUUCUGACAGCUGGCAAGGAAGCGCUCGCAAACGUACACAAACCCUACCCGCGUUCAACUGCCCCCUUACGGGGAUGGCGGCAAAGGCAGGCGCCGUCAACCGUUGGAGUCGCAUCCAAGAUACGGUGGAGAAAAGUGGUACUUUAUCAGAGGACAUUUUUAAGAUCUUGGAUCUCCGAAAUUCAGGAUCUUUGUUCAGUGGUUCACCAAGAAGCUCCAAGGACGGAGAAGCAAACUUCAACGGUGGAGACGGAGCAGUCAAGAAUGGUUCUUCUCCUAAUAUUUCCCCAAAAACUGACAGUGACUCACAACCUUCUCAGGCCCAAAAGAGCGCAGAACCCUUGACAGGAAGUGGAUCAGCUCAGGAAGUCAACACCAGAAGGGACAGCCAGAACUUUGAUAGUAUGAAGCAGGAGAUGAAGAAGUUGAAGGCUGCAAUAGCGGAGCUCCAGUCUACUCUAGAGGCUGAACGUUGCCGGGUGGCAGAUUUGGAAGCACGUCUGAGAAACACGGAGAGCAGCCGAGAUGAAGCUCAGAGACAAAAUGAAGAACUUCAAAGGCACAUUCAGAAGCUCCUUUGUGGAGAACAUCAUGCCCCCACUUAACGGUUCCUUGGACCCUCGAUAGACAUGAACUGGAAAUGUCUAAUGUUAUUGUUUUAUGGCUAACAUGCAAUAAUAUUCUGAAAGACUUUCUAGGUGUUUCAGAUGGGGACCUGUGUUGUUUAGCAGACAGGAAGUGAUGUCAGGGUUCAGAUUUCAGUUUUGUUAUUAAUUAGGGAAUAAUUUGCCUGUUGUGAGAUCGUUCAAAACUGCAAUAAAAGUGUGUAG